AUGAACGAAAAAGAGAUGAAACAAAAGAUCAGGGAAAUGAUUAGAAAGAAGAAAUCAAAGGGUCUAAAAUGUCUUCUUUAUAAGGAAAAAAGACCAAAUUCAACUAUUACACGGAUUCUCGUUAGGGCGCUGCCGAAUUUCGUCUUGGACGUCUUCUUCAGCGAAGAGAAUAAAUACAGAAUCCUCAAGAUCUUAUUUAGGACAAUACUUGGCUUUCUCGUAGGCCUUCUGCUCCAUUUUACAUUGGUGCAGCCCUUCUACAAUGAGCCGGGAAACAAAAAUAUGAUUCGCUAUGGAAUUGCAGUCAUAAUUUCCCUUGGCUGGGCAGUGUCGGCCUAUUUCAGAUGCAUGACAAUUCUCGUGUUCCCCAGCAUUCUGGAAAAAAGGGCAAACAUUUUUAUCUGCAUAUUUGCCCUGAACUUACUUCUGAAAGAGCCCUUCUUCAAUAUGUAUGAUAAUAUGUACGAAGUCCUGAUCAGCAUUGGAUGCACAGCUGAGAUGAAGAUAAAUCAUACCAAGCUGAUGCUCCAAGUCACCAUCAAUCCUCUGAGGAAGAUCAUCAAGGAUUUGGUGGUGAAUGCGAAAGAGCUCAAGAACUACACACUCGGCAUCUUGAACUCCUUCCAGGAAGUCAGGGCCGAAGUGGAAAGCACAGAAGGAUAUAAUAAGGACAGAGAGCUCAAGCUGAUCGAGCAGCAGAAGAAAGAGGGGCAUCCCCUGAACACGCAGCAGAAGUUUACUCUGAAGAACAUGCUGCGCUGUGAGGGUAUGAUGGAGUCCGGCGUAAACAACUGCCGCAAUUGGUUUAAGGGCAGGUAUCUAAAAUGCAAGGAGAAGAUUGCUGUGCCGAUCCUUUACAAAGUCAUAUGCCUGCCGCUGAACAUGACUUUCCUAUGCAACAUCCAAAAGGCUGUUCUGCCAUUCUGUAAGAAGCACAGCCCAAUGGAUGAAGACUUUGGGCAGCUGUUUGAUAAUCUCAGCGCCUCUAUAGACAACCUGACCUCCGACUUUGAUGUCGACAUUGAUGUUGAAAAGGCUGAUGAUUCCCGGUCGUUGAAGACUUCUUUUGCAACAGCAAUUAAAGCAAUAAAAAGCGGCCCGGAGAAGGUCAGGAGAAUGGCUUCACUUGUGUCAGCUAUAUUCUGGAUGAGCUUGGUGUCCGUGAUGUUCAUCUGUUUACUAUCCACGUGAGUACCGGAACUUUCUUUUUAUCAUUCUGCCACAGCUAUUUACCUAGGGAUUCAAUGCAGGGCCGCCAUCAGAGGGGGUACAAUUGUACUGGGCACCAUGUAAUCUUCUUCCAUAAAGAAGCCCAGUUGCGAUGCAAAAGUUGCACAAAUUACAAGUUAUAAUGUAAAUACUUUACGUAAUUUCUGCAAAAACUGCCUAGAAAACAACGAAACUUGCCUAGAAACUUAAGUAACUUGCGUAUCAAGCAAAAGACAAUGCAAUGAAACUUUGCAGGAACAAAA
This is a messenger RNA of Xenopus tropicalis (tropical clawed frog), 1472 nucleotides long. RefSeq names its product E3 ubiquitin-protein ligase DCST1. Bases 1 to 1191 code for a protein of 396 amino acids. Lineage: Eukaryota; Metazoa; Chordata; Amphibia; Anura; Pipidae. The record is from RefSeq and is a predicted model, not a curated record. The transcript has 9 exons.